Molecule: messenger RNA, 494 nt
Organism: Malaya genurostris
Lineage: Eukaryota; Metazoa; Arthropoda; Insecta; Diptera; Culicidae
Product: anaphase-promoting complex subunit 15
Exons: 3
Coding region: 84-446 (120 amino acids)
Biological process (GO): regulation of mitotic cell cycle spindle assembly checkpoint
Cellular component (GO): anaphase-promoting complex
Source: RefSeq, a predicted model, not a curated record
UUCUGGUGCUCGGUUUCGAUUUCCUCUGUAUUGUUUACACUUUCAGAAUUUGUAGCUUUUCGGAGCGGCCAAUUUGAUCGAAAAUGCUUCCGUUCUUUCCUUCCUUGCGACCUGCAAUCGCCAAUAAUUUGUGGUUCGCGGCAGAUGAAUGCUGCGAUGAGGAUGCCGAGGUAAAUGCCAUGGAAACUGAACAUCAGGAAUGGCUCAAUCGUAUUUCACAAAUCGGUGCAGAUCUGGUACCGAUCGGGAAGAACGUUAACGAGCACACCGACAACAUGGACUCGGAGGAUGAAGAUGCAAACGAUGAAAGUGACGAUUCCGACAACUCGGACGAGGAUGACGAAGACAUGGAUGAUAAUAAUGCUAUCCGGCCGAACGAACGGUUGGUCAUGGAACCGGCGUACAACAACACGGAUGACGAAAUACAACCGAACGAUACACUCUGAAGUACCAAAAAAUUGUGAUGUCAAAUAAAUUCGGACUUGCUCCAGUAA